AGGCGCGGGCGGGCGGGCGGGCGGAGCGGCGGUCCUCCUGGAGGUGCGCGCGGAGCCUGCAGGCGCCACCAGCGACCAGCGUGUCCACAGACUGCGACCUCACCACGAUGGUCCGGCUCCUCUUGAUUUUCUUCCCAGCGAUCUUUUUGGAGAUAUCCGUCCUCCCCAGAAGCUCUGAUAGGAAAUCGUUGCUAGCAGGAGCCUCUUCUCAGCGCUCCGUGGCCAGAAUGGACGGGGAUGUCAUCAUUGGAGCUCUCUUCUCGGUCCAUCACCAGCCUCCAGCCGAGAAGGUGCCCGAAAGGAAAUGUGGGGAGAUCAGGGAGCAGUAUGGCAUCCAGAGGGUGGAGGCCAUGUUCCACACGUUGGAUAAGAUUAACGCGGACCCGGUCCUCCUGCCCAACAUCACCCUGGGCAGUGAGAUCCGGGACUCGUGCUGGCACUCAUCUGUGGCUCUGGAACAGAGCAUCGAGUUCAUCAGGGACUCUCUGAUUUCCAUUCGAGAUGAGAAGGACGGGCUCAAUCGUUGUCUGCCUGACGGUCAGACCCUCCCCCCAGGCAGGACUAAAAAGCCCAUUGCUGGUGUGAUCGGCCCGGGCUCCAGCUCUGUAGCCAUUCAAGUCCAGAACCUGCUCCAGUUGUUCGAUAUCCCUCAGAUCGCCUAUUCUGCCACAAGCAUCGACCUGAGUGACAAAACUUUAUACAAAUACUUUCUGAGGGUCGUCCCCUCUGACACUUUGCAGGCCAGGGCGAUGCUAGACAUAGUCAAGCGUUACAAUUGGACCUAUGUCUCUGCAGUCCACACGGAAGGGAAUUAUGGGGAGAGUGGAAUGGACGCCUUCAAAGAGCUGGCUGCCCAGGAAGGCCUCUGCAUCGCCCACUCGGACAAAAUCUACAGCAAUGCUGGGGAGAAGAGCUUCGACCGCCUCCUGCGCAAGCUCCGGGAGCGGCUUCCCAAGGCCAGGGUGGUGGUGUGCUUCUGCGAGGGCAUGACGGUGCGGGGGCUCCUGAGUGCCAUGCGGCGCCUCGGCGUGGUGGGCGAGUUCUCGCUCAUCGGCAGCGAUGGAUGGGCAGACAGAGAUGAAGUCAUUGAAGGCUAUGAGGUGGAAGCGAACGGGGGAAUCACAAUAAAGCUGCAGUCUCCAGAGGUCAGAUCAUUUGAUGAUUAUUUCCUGAAGCUAAGGCUGGAUACUAACACGAGGAAUCCCUGGUUUCCUGAGUUCUGGCAACACCGCUUCCAGUGCCGCCUACCAGGACACAUUCUGGAAAAUCCCAACUUUAAAAGAAUUUGCACAGGCAAUGAAAGCUUAGAAGAAAACUACGUCCAGGACAGUAAGAUGGGGUUUGUCAUUAAUGCCAUUUAUGCGAUGGCACACGGGCUGCAGAACAUGCACCAUGCCCUCUGCCCUGGCCAUGUGGGCCUCUGUGACGCCAUGAAGCCCAUUGACGGCAGCAAGCUGCUGGACUUCCUUAUCAAGUCCUCCUUCAUCGGUGUGUCUGGAGAGGAAGUGUGGUUUGAUGAGAAAGGAGAUGCUCCUGGAAGGUAUGAUAUCAUGAAUCUGCAGUACACGGAAGCUAAUCGCUACGACUACGUGCACGUGGGGACCUGGCAUGAAGGCGUGCUGAACAUCGACGAUGACAAAAUACAGAUGAACAAGAGCGGAGUAGUGCGGUCCGUGUGCAGCGAGCCGUGCUUGAAAGGGCAGAUUAAGGUCAUUCGCAAAGGAGAGGUGAGCUGCUGCUGGAUCUGCACAGCCUGCAAAGAGAAUGAGUACGUGCAGGACGAGUUCACCUGCAAGGCCUGCGAGCUGGGAUGGUGGCCCAGUGCAGACCUGACAGGCUGUGAACCCAUUCCCGUGCGCUAUCUCGAAUGGAGCAACAUAGAAUCGAUCAUCGCCAUUGUCUUUUCUUGCCUGGGCAUCCUGGUCACCCUGUUUGUCACACUCAUCUUUGUGCUAUACCGGGACACACCCGUGGUGAAGUCCUCCAGUCGAGAACUCUGCUACAUCAUCCUCGCGGGCAUCUUCCUCGGGUACGUGUGCCCUUUCACUCUCAUCGCCAAGCCUACGACCACGUCUUGCUACCUCCAGCGGCUGCUCGUUGGCCUGUCCUCCGCCAUGUGCUACUCGGCGUUGGUGACCAAGACCAAUCGCAUCGCGCGCAUCCUGGCGGGCAGUAAGAAGAAAAUCUGCACCCGGAAACCCCGGUUCAUGAGCGCCUGGGCCCAGGUGAUCAUCGCGUCCAUUCUGAUCAGUGUGCAGCUGACCCUGGUAGUCACCUUGAUCAUCAUGGAGCCCCCCAUGCCCAUUCUGUCCUACCCAAGUAUCAAGGAAGUCUAUCUCAUCUGCAACACCAGCAACUUGGGUGUGGUGGCCCCUCUGGGCUACAAUGGACUCCUCAUUAUGAGCUGUACCUACUAUGCCUUCAAGACCCGCAACGUGCCCGCCAACUUCAACGAGGCCAAAUAUAUUGCCUUCACCAUGUACACCACCUGCAUCAUCUGGCUUGCUUUUGUGCCCAUUUACUUUGGGAGCAACUACAAGAUCAUCACUACUUGCUUCGCAGUGAGCCUGAGUGUAACAGUGGCCCUGGGGUGCAUGUUCACCCCCAAGAUGUACAUCAUCAUUGCCAAGCCCGAGCGGAACGUGCGCAGUGCCUUCACCACCUCCGACGUCGUCCGCAUGCACGUGGGCGACGGCAAGCUGCCCUGCCGCUCCAACACGUUCCUCAACAUCUUCCGGAGGAAGAAGCCGGGCGCGGGCAGUGCCAAUUCUAAUGGCAAGUCUGUGUCAUGGUCUGAACCAGGUGGAAGACAGGUACCCAAGGGACAGCACAUGUGGCACCGCCUCUCUGUGCACGUGAAGACCAAUGAGACGGCCUGCAACCAAACGGCCGUCAUCAAGCCCCUCACUAAAAGUUACCAGGGCUCCGGCAAGAGCCUGACCUUUUCCGAUACCAGCACCAAGACCCUGUACAACGUGGAGGAGGAGGAGGACGCCCAGCCGGUCCGCUUCAGCCCUCCCCGCAGCCCUUCCCUGGCCGUGCACCGCCGCGCGCCCUCCGCCACCACGCCGCCCCUGGCGCCCCGCCUGACCACAGAGGAGACGCCCCUCUUUCUGGCCGAGCCGGUGGUCCCCAAGGCCUUACCCCCUCCCCUGCAGCAGUCUCCCCAACAGCCCCCGCCCCAGCAGCAAUGCCUGAUGGACCAGCUUCAGGGAGUGGUGGGCACCUUCGGCGUGGGGAUCCCAGACUUGCACGCGGUGCUGGGGGGGCCCGGGGCGCAGGAGAACGGGCUGCGCCCCCUGUUCCCGCCCCCGCCUGCGCCGCAGCACCUGCAGAUGCUGCCGCUGCAGCUGAGCACCUUCGGGGAGGACCCUGGCUCCCCGCCCGCGGAGGAGGACGACGACGACAGCGACAAGUUCAGACUCCUGCAGGAGUACGUGUACGAGCACGAGCGCGAAGCCAACACGGAGGAGGACGAGCUGGAGGAGGAGGAGGAGGACCCGCAGGCGGCCAGCAAGCUGACCCCGGAGGACUCGCCGGCCCUCACGCCUCCGUCGCCUUUCCGAGACUCGGUGGCCUCGGGCAGCUCGGUGCCCAGCUCGCCGGUGUCAGAGUCGGUGCUCUGCACCCCUCCCAGCGUCACCUACGCCUCUGUCAUCCUGAGGGACUACAAGCAGAGCUCGUCCACCCUGUAGGGAGGAGGUGUCCUGGCGGAGAAGCAAGGUGAGCCUGAGAGCUUCCCCCUCCAGAGACGUGCAGAAACCCGGAGGAGCCUGGAGCGGAGGGGCGAGGCGGAGAGAGGGAGCGAGCUGCUGCAGCCUUUGGGAAGGAGAGGGAGAGAGGCCUCCAGCAGAGACCCAGACCAGGAUGCUGAUGCUUAGCUUACUCACAAGCCCUCUCUAGGAGGAAAAGGAAUUCAGACAAAGCACAAUUCUGUAUGGUAUGUAACUUUUAGCGCAGACAAAAAUAAAAUAAAAUAAAGAAAAUCAACAAAAAAUAAUCUCUUGUGCACAACGGAGCAUCCAUACACACGCCUGCACAUACUCGGCCAUGCUUGGGAAGGGACAGCGCCUGUGGACUUGCCUCUUGACUGGCCAGUUUAGGUCAUGGCCUUCCUCGGAAGUAGGUGGAACCAGGCAGAGAAGGUGGGGAAAGGAGGGGACCCCAGGGGCCAGGAGAGCUCCUGCUGAGAAGCUCUUCUUCCCAUUGGCCCACAAAGGCCUGGUGUUCAGGAGACCCAGAGUCUGACCUGAGGGCCAUUCACUGCUGUCCUGCGGUGCCAGCUCAGCCAGUGCACUUGGAGAGAGGGGCCCAACCUCCCACGCUCUUCAGCUGCCCUCUUUAGAAGAAUAAAAGCAAAAUCGCACCAAGUGCUUCCCUGGGGAUGCUAUGGGAGGAAAGAGGAACGGUGACACCCAAGCGUGGGUUUUCUCAAAAAUCUGAUCUGCACUACCGCCUUCGCUGAUUGGUGAUGUUGGAGAAAGACAAGGACAGCAGAUUGUUCUGAAAGUGGCAGAGACAUUUUGUGGAUUCAUUCGUGCUUAGGCCAACGCCAUUGCCCUUCAGUUAAGCAGAACAAACCACGUGGUGACAGAAGUGUUACCUUCCCUUUACUGUAGCAAAUGAAAGAAACCCUUGGGCUUCUAAGAUUCAGUAUACAUACGUACAAUGUGGUGCCAUUGUUUCUCAUACGUACUACAGAAACAAAUCCAUCUUUAAACCUGAGGGUGUACUCAUAGCAACUAUUAUCGGUUUAAAUGACAAGUAACGCUUUCUUAUUGUCACGGGAGUCCUUGUAACUAGCAAGUGAAUGUGUUCCUGUGUCCUUGUAUUCAUGUGACUAUAAAACUUAUGCAAUGUAAUGUCAACCUACUGCGACUAGAAGAUUGUCUUUGGGAUAUAGCAUAGAUAUUUUCAUGUUCCAAUAAUGUUUUAUAUAUCGCUGCUACCCAUACCUGCAGCAGUUCUUUGAAGGCUUGAGUACUACGAUCCAGUGUUUUUCAUAUGAAGUUCAGAUGAUAAUUCUUCUUCGAAGAGAAAAUUAUUUUUCAGGUAUUUUAUGAAAGAAUGUUAUUAAUGAAGAGGUCUGAAAAUUUACUAUAUAAAAGGUCACAAGAACUGUGGGUGACAAUACAAGGUACAUUUUAUAAACUUGCACAUGUCAUUAUCAAAACAAGACUGAAAAGACAGUGUUUAGGUUAUUUCAGGAUAUUUUAAUUUUUUAAAAAAGAUUUCCCAUAGCUAACAGAACUUCAUCUUUCUCUAGUAUACAACAUCUGAUUCUAGUCAUGAUUUCUCAAGUAUUACUCAUUAAUCACACUUCUUUUAAUUUUAUUUUCAUACCCUGUACUCUCAUAUUUUUUGCUAUCAUAAUUUUCUUUAUGACUCUCACUUGCUGCUGUGUAAUAUCCAUGUUCAUGUAAUACAAUUAUUCUAUAUUUUUGCUCCUUUGUUAUCCUCAAUAAAAUAAUUUUUCCUGGUGUUUCUUUCUUCUAUUAUUUGCAGAAUGAAUCUUAUCCCUUUUAAUGUCUUUGUUUAUGCCUUCUAUUUAGUUAUAUUUUUAAACACUUUCUUCAUAUUGAUGCUGUCAAUGAUGCCAUUGAUUUCUCAGCCAAAAGUCAUCUUAGAAUCUUUAAAUAUUGUCUGCAUGAUUAAUUCAGAAUUUAACAUUCACUCCAACUUUGGAGCCUUGUUUCUUAUGUUUUACCAUAUUCUAUCAAAUUUUAGUGAGUUCUGUCAAAAAUAAACUACCUUUGCUUUACAAAAUUGUUUUUAAAACACCUUUACUGAAAAGACCUCAUGAUUAAAUGUGAAUUUCAAUUCUGUGUUUUCCUUGUAGUGAAGCAGAAUGGGGAAAAUGAAUGGUUCCAGUCCUUAAUAAAUGGAUUUCUACUUAUUGCAUUCCUAUAAGAGCACACAUAUUUUACUUUAUUAGCAAAACAUGGUCUUUUAAUUUUAAAGCCAUUAAUAUAUCCUUAAUAUUUGAGUACUUGUGCAUUCAGAUUUUUUAAAAGUCACAUUAGAUAAGAAAAGUGAUUUUUAUUGAACUAAUGGAAGGUAUUAGUUUGUUCUGAGGUUUUGGUCUGAGACUUUGGUGAACACAUUCAAUACUGAUUACCUUACUCUGAAUGCCUACUAAUACCGUAAUUAAGGUUUCCUAAAUAAUUUAGAGUUUUAGUCCUUCUGUCAUACUUAAUUAAAAACUGGAGAUGUACACAUAUGUACUCUGUACCAAAAUGGCAGAAACUCUUCACCGUAAUAUAUGUGAUUAUACAAAUUGUUCUGCUUCUUGUCAAGUGUUUUUCUUUGGCUUGUUAUUGCUCUUUGUCAAAUAAUCUUGAUAAUGCUGUAUAAUAAAUAUUUUCUACUUAUUAAA
This is a messenger RNA of Cavia porcellus (domestic guinea pig), 6376 nucleotides long. It is a transcript of the gene Grm1, whose product is annotated as glutamate metabotropic receptor 1. Gene Ontology annotation, molecular function: G protein-coupled receptor activity involved in regulation of postsynaptic membrane potential; adenylate cyclase inhibiting G protein-coupled glutamate receptor activity. The coding region runs from base 108 to 3695 and encodes 1195 amino acids. Gene Ontology annotation, biological process: G protein-coupled glutamate receptor signaling pathway; regulation of synaptic transmission, glutamatergic. Gene Ontology annotation, cellular component: postsynaptic density membrane; plasma membrane. The record is from RefSeq and is a predicted model, not a curated record. Lineage: Eukaryota; Metazoa; Chordata; Mammalia; Rodentia; Caviidae. The transcript is spliced from 8 exons.